CUUUUCCCUCUGGGAGUUCGAAACGAACUUUAAGCUCUAAUUUGCAUGCCAAUCAUUCUACAAAUCUUCCAUUAGACAGGAAACCAAAGCGGCCGGGGCGAGAAGGGUACGUUCAUCAAGAUUCCAUCUUUACUUUUUCCUUCUUUCUUUCUUUUCUUGCCUGGUUUGGGUAUUCCCCUUCUCUUUUGACUACUGUUGCUGCUCCUGCUUUAAAGCACAAAGAAACAACAUAUAGUCUUUAUACGCUCACACCCUCUUUUUUUCUUCCCUACCACAUAAAUUCAAACAAACAAACAGAUCCGAAGCUGCCUGUUGUUCUAUUCCCUUUGUUUAAUUGCCUUUAGAUCUGCUGCAAAACAUGAAACUACCCUUUUCAUGGUUUUCAUAACCUUGAAUUGAAUCUUAAAUUUGAUUCCCUGUAGAGAGCUCUUUUGGAGUUCAGUUAGAUCCAAUCUCAUUAUUAUUUGUAGACCCAUCACACACAUAUAGUGUUACUGGGUAGAGUCUGUUUAGUUUAUUUGGGGUAUAGAGUUUGAAUGGGGGAAGGAAGAAAUGGAAGGAUUUGCAAAGUGAGGAAGAGGGGAGGAUCAUCAUCUUCAUCUUCUUCAUUGGUGAGAACUUAUCGGCUAAAAAGGGCCCUUUUGGUAGGGAAGAGAGGGGGUUCCAGAACACCUGUUCCAAUGUGGAAGAUGAAGAUGAUGGAUGCCUCAAGAUCAUCCACAAUGUCACAAAAUUCAACUCCUAAUAAGUAUUUGCAAGAGAAUUGUGGGGAUAUGAGGAAAGAGUUUUCUGUUUCUGCUAGAAAAUUGGGAGCCACUUUUUGGGAGAUCAAUGGGAUUAGUACUUCACAUAGUUAUAAUAAUAAUGAUAAUGAUAGAGGAGGAGGAGGAUGGGGAAAUGAGAAUUUGGAGAAGGUGAUGAGGAGGGGGAAAGGGGAUGUAAAGUCAUCAUCUAAUAAAUUGGGUUCAAAUUCAAUGGCUCUGCAAUUGUCUGAUCCUUCUAGUAGCCCUGUUUCUCCGGGUAUGGAGAGAUGUCAUAAAGUGGGAAGUCACAGAAGGAGAGCUUCCACUGGUUCUCAAAAAAUUCUGCAGCCUGAUUAUCCACUGCACAGUUCUGGAUUGAUGGAGGAAACUCAAACGAGACAUCGCCUAAAGGAGGUCAGGCGUGGCCUAACCACUUCAAAAGAGCUUCUCAAACUCCUGAACCGGUUUUGGGGUCUGGAAGAGCAACAACCUGCAUGCGUCUCACUAUUUUCAGCCCUAAAAUCUGAGCUUGAUCAAGCAACUAUUCAGUUGACCAAGGCAAUCCAAGAACACAAAGGAGAGAUUGACUUCCUCUUGAAGCGGUUCGAGGAAGAGAGAGUUAAAGAGCGGGAAAGGGUCCAAAGCGCCGUUGAGUCUCUCGUGGGAGAGCUCAAAACGGAGAAGAAGCUGAGGAAGCAGACGGAGAGGAUGAACAAGAAGCUCGGGCGAGAAUUGGCUAGCACCAAAGCAUCCCUAUCGAAGGCAACCAAAGAAGCCGAGAGCGAGAAGAGGGCGAGGGAGAUAUUAGAACAGGCCUGCGAUGAACUUGCGCGGGGUAUAGGGGAAGAUAGAGCAGAGGUGGAAGAGUUGAAGAAAGAAUCGGCUAAGGUUAAGGAAGAAGUUGAGAAGGAAAGAGAAAUGCUUCAACUAGCUGAUGUGUUGCGCGAGGAGAGGGUGCAAAUGAAGCUUUCUGAAGCAAAGUACGAGUUUGAGGAGAAAAAUGCGGCCAUUGAUGAGUUGAAGAGUGAGCUUGAGGCAUUUUUGAGAUUCAGAAGAGGAGUAGGAGAGGAAUCUCCUAACCAUGAAAGAAUCAAGGCUCUUGAGAAGCACUUAAGGGAAACUCUUCCGUUGAAUGGCGAGAAAGUGAGAGUGGAAGAAGAAGAAGAGGAUGAUGAUUCGGGUGAAAGUGACCUUCACUCCAUCGAACUGAACAUGGACGAAAACAGCAAGAGAUAUGAAUGGAGUAAUCAUAAUAAUAGUAAAGGGAGAAAGUGCAUUUCUGCAAAUCCCCCGGUCUGUCUGGAAAGGCAAACAUCAGAAGGCAUUGUUUUGGAUUUCACAGAAAAUCAUAAAAACGGAUAUUCGUCGCACUCGUUCCACAGUGGUUGGAAAAGGGAAUGCGAGGACGAGAUCGAGAGAUACAACAUGAUCAAGGAUCUUAGAGACCACAUUGUCUCUUCUUCCAAAACCACAUCUUCCCAAGAUUUCAUUAGUCCAGCCAAGGUAUGGAGCCAUCAUAGUUUCUCUUCCCAAGAUUUCAGUAGCAUGGUUGGAGGAGAUGCCUUUACAGUGUCGCAAGGAACAGAUUGAAGCAUUUUUCAUAUGCAGCAUCACCAAGGAUAGGAUAUGGAUUAUGACAAAAAAGACCCUUUAAGUGAUCAUCUUAUUUAAGGGGUGAUUCUGGCAUUACAAGCUCAAAUUCUUCAGUGACCUGUGCAUUACAUGCAAAUUCCCAAGAAAGAAAUACUCUUGAUGGUUGUCUUUGAAUGAUUUGAUCUUCAUAUAUAGUCAAAAUUUUGUGAUUUGGUGUUUGUGUCAGAUGAAUUGUACAAAGGUUGUCACUUUUUUACUGGAAGUGAAAAUUUUAUAUGUAUAGUACUGUUUUAAAAUUUUGCAGAUAACAUUUCCAAAAGUAUUCCUAAGACAUCACUUCUAAACUGCCCACCAUCGUGAUAUUACCAUAUUGCCUUCGAACCCAAAAACAAAAGUGGGUGGUUUGUGGGGUAUGAGGGCCCAUCAUCACCAUCACUAUAACGUUGUGGAGAGACUGCGCAUCUGAUCAUAAUGCAUGGAACUUUGUUCAUUGGAAGUUCACUAGAUGUCUCAAUCAAGGUCCAUGAGUCAGGAGCUUCAAGAUGAUUAAAAACUUAAGCAUCUUUGGUGUGUGUAAUAUUUGGCCAAGGGCCCUUGGCCAAAUUACUUGAGUUGAAUAUCUAUGAGAAAACUUUUUUUGUGUGGCGCAUUAAAUCACUGAAUUAUGAAGAGAGUGAAGUUCAAAGUAGCUUAUAAUUUGG
This is a messenger RNA of Cuscuta europaea, 3037 nucleotides long. The record is from the annotation of a GenBank genome assembly. Lineage: Eukaryota; Viridiplantae; Streptophyta; Magnoliopsida; Solanales; Convolvulaceae.